Molecule: messenger RNA, 1803 nt
Organism: Salvia splendens (bonfire salvia)
Lineage: Eukaryota; Viridiplantae; Streptophyta; Magnoliopsida; Lamiales; Lamiaceae
Exons: 3
Coding region: 145-1527 (460 amino acids)
Source: RefSeq, a predicted model, not a curated record
CAAUCAAAUUUAUACAAGCUGAUAUUACUAAAAGUAUACUAAUAACUUCAUCAUCUAUAAAUAGAGUGGAUGCAUUUCCACAAAGAAUCACACAAACAAGAUUGAUUGAGCUUUUUGCAUUUCCACUUUCCAAUUAAGGUUAUCAUGGGCUUCAUGCUUCCGAGGUUCAUCGCCAUUAAAUCAACAAAUUAUCCUGAUAAAGGGCAUUUAUACUACUACGAAAAAGCAAGUACGGUAAAUGUUGGGGAGGAGAGUGUGUUCAGCACACUGGUGAAGAUUGAAGUGGAACAAGCAACAAGCAACACCAACUACGUUCACCUCCGCUUCAGUACUUCCAACAGGUAUUGGUCGAAGAGAGUGGGCGGCAACGGCAUCGUUGCUGAAUCGAAGCAGCCCGUGGAAGACAUAAAGAAUCCUUCAUGCACGCUGUUCCAACCGGUUCAGGCGGCGAAAGAUGUGUUUGACUUGAAUUACGUUCCGACUGGUGCUCGUGUGUUGGUAGAUCCCAAAUACUGGGGCAUUUUCGUCGACGGAGAUCCCUCAGAUUCGUACGGUAAUCUAAUUUAUGUGGAUUGGAGUACAUUGGUCAAACUGCCUGCCCACCUCACUUUCAAAGGUGACAAUAAGAGGUACCUUAGAGGAAUGGGGCAUGGUGGGCACAACUACUUGCAGUACUCAGCCAGUGAUAUUGAUGCGUCGUGCGGCCAUCGCGUGACGUUGAUGCCGGACGGACAUGUCCGGAUAACGUCGGAUCACUGGGAGGGCCAGUUCUGGAGGCGCAGUCCUAACUGGAUAUGGGCCGACUCGUGGAUGUCAUCCAUCAACAACCCCGACACUCACUUCUGGCCGGUGAAACUAGACAACGACAACACCAUUGCACUCCGAAACGCGGGCAACAACCAUUACUGCUCACGUCUCACCGCAGACGGGAAGACCGACAUGUUAAACGCGGCCGGGAGCGACAUCUACAACUCAGGAAAAAUGGUGGUGCAAGAGCUCGUGUCGGAAAGAAACGUCUACGACGUGAAAUAUCGGAUGGAGGACGCCAGGAUAUACGACGAGGCGCCUUACGAUGCAGGGUCAUCCCAGCUUGAUAACCCGAGCGACGAGGAGGCUGCUAUGGCUGUUUCGAUUACGUAUCAAGACGAGAAAUCUUAUACUUUUAGCCGCAGCUUCUCUUUAACUGCAGGGGUGGAGACCAAAUUCCAGACUGGCGUGCCCUUCAUCGUGGACGGAGAGAUCAAGGUCUCUUUCGAGAUAAACACCACUCUCGAGUGGGACACCACCACAACUACUACAACAUCAGUAACCGCUACCGGUUCCAUUCCAAUCCCUGCAAAGAGUAGUGCUGUCAUUGAGUAUGUCGGGACGAUGGGCACUUGCGAUGUUCCUUAUUCUUACACGCAGCAAGACAGGAGCUCCACCGAUGGCACCAUUUCUUAUACGGAGCAGGUUGAUGGUGUUUACAAAGGUGUCAGUUGUUACAACUUCCACUUUGUUACCAAAUCCAUCAAGGCCCUUGUCUGAAUCAUCAAUAACCGUCAUCAAGUUCAUUUCCGAGCUACUCAGCCGUCUCCUCAAAACAUCCAUUACCUUUGCCUCUUUAUUUUAUUUUAUUUUUAUUUUUUAUUAUUGUGUGUGUUUCUUUGGUAAGCUUCUUUCAGCUUUGGUUUCGCUUUGUUGUUGUUGUUGUGCUAAUAAUAUCCAGAUAUAUGUAUCUGAUGAUCCCCAAGUUAUAUGUGUACUCUAUGUAUCGUUCUGGUUGAUUUGAAUUUUGAAAUAAAAAUGGAUGUUUCAAUAUAA